Nematolebias whitei (Rio pearlfish) is the source of this 2220-nucleotide messenger RNA. RefSeq names its product synaptobrevin. Gene Ontology annotation, biological process: vesicle fusion; vesicle-mediated transport; SNARE complex assembly. NCBI's taxonomy places the organism in Eukaryota, Metazoa, Chordata, Actinopteri, Cyprinodontiformes, Rivulidae. Gene Ontology annotation, cellular component: plasma membrane; SNARE complex. The record is from RefSeq and is a predicted model, not a curated record. Gene Ontology annotation, molecular function: syntaxin binding; SNAP receptor activity. The transcript has 5 exons. The coding region runs from base 620 to 997 and encodes 125 amino acids.
GACGCAUUAUUGCAGCUGGAACACUUUGCACGAACCAAAGUAGCGCGUGCACUUUCUCUGGAGAAGCGCAGAAAGCGACCGGAAGGGGGACAUAAAUCACCAAGGAACCGGAGAUUUUUCCUUCUAACCGCAUUCUUUCCCCUUCAUAGUUAUCUUAUAAAUAUAAACCGCAGGAAAUUAUUUGAGCAGCUUUAGUGGAAGAGCGCGAGCAGCCAAUCAGCGCUGCGCUCAGCAUCCAGGAGGAAUCCUCAGCAUCACUUCAGGGCUGCACGCAGGAACCAAAACAUCCCGGAUUCAGGAUUUAAAACUGAUUUUUUUUUUUUUCUUCAUCAUCAUCCAAGCCAGCCCCGCAUCCUGACUCAGCGCACAGCCAGUUAGCGGCUUUGUGUUGCCACAUUUAGAGGUCUGAAUCUGCGCCAUCUUCAACACACCCGAAGCUCUUUACCGAUUAAAAAGCUUCAUUUUAGCAGGACAAGCCAACAGAUCUGCUUCUUUUUUGGGAUUUUUUUUUUACAAUUCCUGUUGUACUUCAGACCCUCCCUCUCCUUCCUCACAGCGACCCUCCUCCUCCUCCUCUUCCUCAGCAGCCUGUGAAUCAGUUCAAACAGCUGCAGAGAAGAUGUCUGCCCCCGAUGCUGCACCGCCAGCUGGAGCUCCAGGUGCUCCGGGUGCCCCUGGUGCAGAUGGAGCCCCAGCCGGCCCCCCUGCCGGCCCACCCAACACUUCCAGUAACCGCAGGCUACAGCAGACUCAGGCCCAAGUAGAGGAGGUGGUGGACAUCAUGCGGGUGAAUGUGGACAAGGUUUUGGAAAGAGACCAGAAGCUUUCAGAGCUGGAUGACAGAGCAGAUGCUCUGCAGGCCGGAGCCUCCCAGUUUGAAAGCUGCGCAGCCAAGCUAAAAAACAAGUACUGGUGGAAAAACUGCAAGAUGAUGAUCAUGAUGGGUAUCAUUGGAGUUAUUGUGGUUGGAAUAAUAUUCUUGUACUUCUUCCACUGAGCUUCGCCCAUCAUUACAGAUGAAUAUGAACUUCAGGAGAACAUUAAAGGGAAGAGAGAAAAAAGCUCCACUCCUCUCCUCCCUCUCUUCACUCAGUCGUCCAUCCAACCAUCCUGCACUUAAAAUGUAGCGUUUGUAGGUGUCUCCACUCUGUUCGCUCCCCUCCUCCUCGUUGCUUUCCUCCACCGCCCUGGCUCACUCCCUCCUUUCUCUGUGCCUCAUGUAUUAUUGACGGCUGCAGCUGGCAGACUGAAAGAGGGAGCAAGUAAAAGGAAGAGAGUAGACAGGAACACGUGAGGCUAAACCCACUGAGAUGUGAGGGGAGACUGAACAAGUUUGCAGGAUUUCUACUUCAGAUACGCCAAAGCUUGUUCAUAUGACCUUUUUCAGAUAUCUACAUUUGUACAUUGAUACUGACAUUAACUAAAACUCUAUUUGUCACUACUGCUUACGUCAUUACUAAAGUGUUAGAUUAAGAAUACAAUCAUAUUGUGGUCAACAGCUAAUAGAUUUUUACCUAACAGGUUUUGUUUUGAAUUAUCUACUUAAAUUGUCUUUUAUUUCUGCAGCAGCGACAUAAAUGAGGAACUGUGGGAAAGUUAGAAAACAAGAAGUAGAUGUCUGGCAACAUCUUUUCCUAAAUAUGUUCAAGUUAAUUCCUGACUAAUACGUAGUAACAAUUUAUUCUUAUAAUUGUACUUCAUGUGCUCCUGGGUUUUUGUACGGUGUCUGGGGGCAUGAAGCAAACACACAAAGCAGCUUCUGACAGACAAUCUGCUGCACGACUGAACGGACGCACAGGAAAGGCUCCUAACUCUGACUGAGCCAGAGUCUCAGCCAUAGACAGAUUGUUUAGUGCCACAUUUCAAACAUUUCAGAGACAAGUGUUUACUGUUUGAGUCGACCUGAGCUUCAGAGAAACAUUAAUUAGGAACUAAAUCAGGACUGUGAUCCUCAGAGCCACGUGUCCAUCCCACCUCCUGCUGACUCACACAAAAACAUCCGUCACUGCAGCACAGUAACCAGAAUGAGGUGUUCAUGUCUAACUUGCAUGGCCAACAAUAUCCAUAUUUGUGUGACGCGUGUAUCUGCCAUUUCUGAAUCCUACUGCCGAUUGUACAUUUAGUUUUGUCAGUGGUUUUAAUGUCUUUCUGAUCGGAUACUUACUGCUUGUGCAAAGUGCGACGAUGCUCACGAGUUUGCCAAGAUUCAACAGAAAUCAC